Lepisosteus oculatus (spotted gar) is the source of this 3571-nucleotide messenger RNA. It is a transcript of the gene dorip1, whose product is annotated as chromosome 8 C14orf28 homolog. Lineage: Eukaryota; Metazoa; Chordata; Actinopteri; Semionotiformes; Lepisosteidae. The record is from RefSeq and is a predicted model, not a curated record.
UGAGUGGAGUGUUGAGAGCUGAAAGCAGAUUUACAAAUGUGCCCCAAGCAGAAAACAGAGACCAAUCACCCUGUGAUAAUAGAGCAAAAACCAGACAACACAGUGUUCCUCUAGGAGUAAGGCUCUUCUCUGUGGGCAAGAUUUGUCAAAGCAAUACCUCAGUGUAGAGACUGGGGACACUGUUGACCUGACUGAAGUUAUUUCACUUUUCUAUCUGAUCUGCUGUCUUUGACAGCUGGCAGAAUGUGAUCUCCCCGCACAGGUGCUGUCAAUAACCGUCAUCAAUACAUACAUUAUACACUCCCGAGAAUGCCCGAAAUUAAAGUUAGAGAAUAAGAAGUACUUUUGAGUGGUCGAAGUCGUAUUGUUGGAAGCACCAGGGAACACCGUUAUAACAAUAAUAAUAAUAAUAAUAAUAAUAACAACAACAGCUCUGUUCGCGGCUGGCAGCCGGGCCUGACGCCAGGCCCCGCCCACCCCGCAGGUCUGAGCCUCUGCGGCGCUGGCACGUGACGCACGUGCAGCUCGUGGGGCUGCUCCGCGGCCUGCAGAGGGAGUCAGUCAGUCAGUCAGGCCGCCAGGCGCCGUGACGGACACAGACCCCACCAGCGCUCCGUGCGACGCGGCGGGCCGAGCCGAAGACAUGAAGAAACCUCGGAGACGAUGGAGAGUAAAUUCUACUCGGUGAAAUACGCGCAGGAUGUGAAGAACCUCUUCCCGAGCGCGGAGGGCGGGCAGUCCGAGAGGACCAAGACCUUGUUUGAGGAAAUCCGUGCCUCUGUAAACAACAACGAAGACCAGGACCGGUCCUUCUGGAGGCCGGUUCUUCCUUGGGGGGGUGUCUACACCAUCAAGGCUGGGCGGAAAGCCAUCUCCUGCACCCCCCUGUAUGUGAAAAUUAACCUGAAGAACACAUGCACCAUCGAUGGCUUCCUCAUGCUGCUCUAUGUCAUUCUGCGGGAAAACCAGGCCUUCCCCAGGGAACUGUCCAUCUACCUUGGCAAGGAGUUUGUGGAUCACUUCCUGUACCUGAUGGAUUCCUACAAUUACACCACGGUGAAGCUGCUGUGGAUCUGGGACAAGAUGGAGAAGCGCCAGUACAGGUCGGAGAUCCACAAGGCGGCGCUGGAGAUUGACCUGUUCGGGAACGAGCACGAGAACUUCACCAAGAACCUGGAGAACCUCAUGUCUACCAUUCAGGAGAGCUACUGCUCCAACUGGAACUGCCCUGCUCGCUUUCAGGAGUACAUCCAAAGGACAGUAAACAUCAAUCCUCCACAUGAAAUGCCUCACAGAGACCUGAUUCAGUCAGCAGUGGAUGAAUUCUUCUGCCCUAAGAUAGUACUAUGUGAGGAAUUGGGGUGUGACGGGCUGCGGGAGUUUUCUCCCAGGGAGUUCUGCCACGGGCCUCCGCCCUUUGUCAUUUUAAACAUGCAGCUGUGGAAGUCUGAGGAGCUGGCGUACGUGCCCUACCACCUCGCCCUCUCCGAACACAGGUAUUUGCUAGAGGGAGCCACGCUUUUCAACAAGGAGGAGCACCAUUACUCAGCCGCCUUCCAGAUUGACGGGUACUGGAUGCACUAUGACGGACUCCGCAACGACAACCUGAUUCUGCUCAAUAAGCCUCCUGAGCUGCUGCUGCUCUCCUCACUGGUCUACAUCCGUGCCUCGGAGAGAUGAGCUCAUCUGGCCUUGGGUACGGGAAGACAGGGAACAAAAGGCAUUAUCAGAAGCCCAAGUGAACGUUAACCUUUUUUUUUUGUUUUUACCCCUUUAUGAAAAUUACUGACACAUUAAACACUUUGGUGUAUGCGUUUAAUGAAUUUUAUUUCCAUGUAACUGUUAUUGCAUUUUUUUAUACCUUUUAUAGUUUUCAGAGUGUGUGUUGAUUGUACACUACUCCAAUACAUCAUGGUGAAGUGCGAGUUGGUAUGAUGAUGGUCACAUUAAUUACAGUUCAAGGCUGCAGCACAAAAACAAAGUGUCAGGCAGGAUAGUUAGAUAUGUUGGUAAUGUUGCAUCCCUUGAUAUUUUGUUCUGAAUUGGUUAGGUGUCUUGCUGAAAAAUGUAUUUAUUCCAUAAUCCCAUUGUUUCUUUAAAGAACUCUUGGGCCAAAGUUGUCAUUAGAGCCCUAUUUUGCCAGACUGCGGUUAAUUAUAUUACUCGGCACGCAAAACAUAGCUUUUUUGGGGGCUUGCUUGGAAUCCAAGAAUAUGUAUGGACUAUAAUAGUUCUGAUUUCAGAUCAGACUGGUGCUUAUUGAGACUCUGCAUUAGAGAGUAGCUGGUGUAUAAGAGGUUUAAUAGCAUGUCAGAGCGGGGUGGUGAACACCUACCAACUGGGGAUAUAGCUUCACUAUUGACAAGCUUACGAGUGUUAAUUAAUUUCAUUGUUCAGUGAAUAUUUUCAUGAUCACUACUGUGGAUCUCUUUCCUGUUCAAACUCCAGAUUCUCAAAUGUUGAAAUGGGUAACCUUACACUUUGUGUGAAAUAAAGAUAUGAUGAUAUGAAAAGGCUCACCGUGCAGUCACUGUUGAAGAUGCAAAGUCCCUUUAAAGAAUGUUGUGUCCAUAGCUGCAGCUUUGACACUAACUUGGUCAUGCUUUUCCUAAGUGGACAGUAAUACCAAUUGCUAGGCUGCCAGGGGACAGGUGCUGAUGGGAAGUCAGAAUCUAUUUGGACAAGCUUUUAAUUUGGUAAUGCUUGUCUGAAAAGUGCACUGUUGUAGCAAUAUAUAUAGAAGCAUAUUCAGAAAACAUUUACUUCUGGCUUUGCUAGUUGGUUUCUUUUUGUGGUGUUCUCUGUGAACUGUUUUAGAAUGGCUCUAUACUUAGAAAUGUACAUGUAAACUAUUUGCAGAUCAAAUGCAAGUAAUCAGUAUACAGUAGAGGUAGUCUUCUGUUUGGUCACAACUUUAAAAGCACAAGAGCUGUGUUAAGACACUGGGGUGUUUAUUCUUAUCAAAGCAGUGUGGAACAUUGUGUUUUUUCAUACAGAUAAAAUGUUUUGCAUGGUAGCUAGCAAAAUAAAGAUUAAAGGAGUCUUUGUAGAUGGAGGGCCUGAAUUGGUGUCUGAAGGCCCCCUGUUUCAUACCAAAGGCAAUGAAAAAUGUGUAAGGAGAACUAUCUAAAUCAGUUUAUACUUACUUUGUCACAUGUUCUGGAUUUUUUUCUCCCCACUAUGAAUAAUGAUCUUUUAAACUCACCGCAGUAAUAUUGACAUCUUAACAUUAAGAAUUAAAUGUUUUCACAUUAAUGCCCUUGUUACAAUUACAUUUAAUUUAUUAAAUUUGAAGUAUGAAGUAAGCUUAACAACUUCUAGAUUAACUUUGCAAAAAUGUGCAUGUUGACACUGCUUUGAUAUAUAUUUCUGGCUUUAUGAUCCAUCUAAUACUUAAUACGUGCAGAUAUAUUCUGUAAUUAUGGAAAGUACCUUGGUAGUGUUCCUUAUGUUCGUAAGCAGAAGAUUUUUACAGUCUAUCACUAGCUAUGCAGUUAUUUAUAUAUUUUGUUUUGUAAAAAUGAAAAUAUUUUUGUAUACAAGUAUUGACCAUAAUAAACUCUUGUUUUAA